AUUAAAGUAAAAAAAAAAACUAGUUAAUUUUUACAUUUCUCAUAUUAGUUAAUUAGUUAAUUGCUACAUUUUUACAUUUCUCAUAUUAGUUAAUUGCUACAUAUCUCAUUAAAAUAACAAAACUAGUUAAUUUUUACAUUUCUCAUAUUAGUUAAUUGCUAAUAUUUGUUCAAUUUUAAAGAUGGAACAUGGUAGACAUUCUGUAGAUGUGGGUAAUCUCCAACGCAACCGCAAGAGGGAGAUUGCAUCGACUCGAUCUACUUCACGCAAAGGCAAAGGUAAAGCGCGGGCCGAGUCUUCUUUUCAAAGUCGAGAUGAUUUUGAAACGGAUUACCAACGGCGAGAUGGUAUGAUGAUGUCCGACGAGGAACUACAACACCUAUUGUCCCAAAAUGAUCCACGUUUUGCACAAGAACAACAAUUCCCGACAACCAUCGAUGAAGAGGAGCUCGAGGAUGACGAUGGGGAGGAGGACGCGGGGGGCGACGGGACUCCGGAUGAUGAGCAAGAGGACGAGGGUCCUUCAACGACUACAACCCAAAUUGGUAAGAAAUCUAAAUCUCCUAUUAUUGAAAACAAUUAUACAAAAAGGAAAGACGAAAAAACCGAAAAAUGGUACGCAAGUUGCAAUCAUUGCAAGAAAGAGUUUAGCUUGGGAACUUCUGGCGGAUACGGGAGUCUCAAAAGACAUCUUCAGUCCGCCCACUUUGUGGAGUAUGCGAAAAUAGAGAAAGGAAAGGGGAAGCAAACACAAAUAUCAAGGUUUGCAAAUUCUCAACCCUUUGGUAAUUUUUCCUAUGAUGAUAAAAAACAUUUGACUGGUAUGUCUCAUUUAAUUGUUGAAGAAAAUUUACCCUUUAUUUUUUCCGAAAGUCUUGCUUUAAGAGAUUAUGCUCAAGGUACUUUAAAUCCUCAAUUUAGAAAUUAUAGUCGCAAAACGAUUAAAAAAGAAGUUAUAAGGCAAUAUAACUUGGAAAAAGAAAAAUUACAAAUAUUUUUCGCAAACUUUGAUGGACGUGUUAGUAUUUGUAGCGAUAUAUGGGAGGAUACUUAUCAUCAUUUAUAUUAUUUGGGUCUAACUGCACAUUAUAUUGAUGAUGAUUGGAAUAUGCAUAAACGUGUUCUUGCUUUUCGUGAAUUCAAUGAUCGUCACACUGCUGAUAAUAUUUAUAUUCUCAUUGAACAUAUUUUAAUUGAGUAUAAUUUGAUUGAUAAGGUGUUUGAUGUAGGUUUUGAUAAUGCUAGUAAUAAUACUGCUGCUAUACCUAGAUUACGUGAAUUGUGUGGUGCUUCUACAUUGAUGGGUAGAUUUUUUCAUCAACGUUGUGCAUGUCAUAUUCUAAAUUUGUGUGUACAAGAUGGCUUAGCGGCAUUAGGAAAUGCUUUGGAGGUAGUGAAGGGGGGAAUUAAAUUGAUUUGGGCUAACACUCCACUAAAAAUGCAAUGGCGGCAAUAUUUGAAGGAUAGACGUGUGAAUUAUUGUGCUUUUCCUAAAGAUUUGUCUAUUCGUUGGAAUAGUACUUAUAAUUUAAUUCAAGUACUUGUUAUAUAUAAAGAUCAUUUUCCAGCUUUUUUAAGACAAACUUGUAACUAUAUUAUAAACCCGGCUGACAUCGACACUUGUGAAAAAAUUGUUAAUGUUUUGGCAUAUUUUAAUAACGCAACUCUAACUUUUAGUCAUGUUUAUAAACCUACCGCAAACGAAUUUUUUGUUGAAGCUGUUAAUCUCGCCGGCGCUUUUUGUGAAUUUUCCGACGCCACUUACGUUAGUUAUUUUUGUGAUUUCAUGAAACAAAAGUUUUUAAAAUAUUAUUCACAUAUUCCGCAUAUAUAUGGUAUUGCAUUUGUUCUUGAUCCUCGUUAUAAACUUCCUUACUUGGCAAAUUGUAUAGAUUACUAUUAUGCUUCUUUUUUUUCCAACUCAAGAGUUCGAUGAUAAUCCCAUCGACCCUAAACAAGAAUUCAACGAGGUUAGUAAUUUAUUUCAUCAAUUGUAUAAUGAAUUUCAUGCACAAUAUGGUAAUGCACCCCCUCCCAUGCAACGAACAUCUUCUUCAUCUAAAGAAAAAUCACUUUUAAAAUCCGCUUUUGGUUCUCUUUUGAAAAAAAGUAGAGCAACUCCCGCUACUGAACAAAGCUCAGGUAACGAGCUUUCUUUGUAUCUAACAUUGAAUGUUGAUUAUGAAGUUGGUGAUGACUUUGACGUUCUUAAGUGGUGUAAGGAAAAUGAAAGAACAUUCCCGAUUUUAUCAAAUAUGGCUAAGCAAGUACUAGCAAUGCCGAUA
Cuscuta europaea is the source of this 2285-nucleotide messenger RNA. The record is from the annotation of a GenBank genome assembly. NCBI's taxonomy places the organism in Eukaryota, Viridiplantae, Streptophyta, Magnoliopsida, Solanales, Convolvulaceae.